CGUAUUGUGGGGCGCCUGGUGGGGGCAGGAUCUGACUGUGUUUGGGGGGUAUUUUUGUUUUCUUUUUCUUCCUCCUUCUUUCUUCUUUGCGCUCUCUUCUCCUUUUGCUUCUUUUUCUCUCCCUCUCAGAGCUUUUCCCCUCCCUUUGCUUUUGUUGUCCCUCCCCUCGCCGUGUCCCCACCUUCCCCGCUCCCUCCCCUCUCCGCUCCCCUCCCCCUGCGCUGGCAUUGCGGCGCCGCAGACGUGACCCGAGCGGACCCAACCGCGGCCUUUUCCCCGCUGCUCCAGCCUCUCGCCGCAGAAUCGCAUGUCAUCUAUCCAGAACCUCCAAUCCUUCGACCCCUUUGCUGAUGCAACUAAGGGUGACGACUUACUCCCAGCAGGGACUGAAGAUUACAUUCAUAUAAGAAUCCAGCAACGAAACGGAAGAAAGACACUAACAACUGUGCAGGGAAUUGCAGAUGAUUAUGACAAAAAGAAACUUGUGAAGGCCUUCAAAAAGAAAUUUGCUUGUAAUGGUACUGUGAUUGAACAUCCUGAAUAUGGUGAAGUUAUCCAGCUUCAAGGUGACCAGAGGAAGAACAUCUGCCAAUUCCUCUUAGAGAUUGGCAUUGUCAAGGAAGAACAACUGAAAGUUCAUGGUUUCUAAAAUACUUGUACUCAUGAAGAAUCCUGCAGUAUUUGUACUUACCUAAGCUGGCUCUUUUGUGGAAGAUGAAUCUUUGCAGUGAAUGGACUUUCCUGUUACCUGAACAUUUAAAAUUUGAUUCAAAUUUGCAUGAUUGCAUGAAACAUGUGGUAUGUAGACUAGAAACACAUAAGAAAACUGCAGUAAGGUGGUAAUGAAGACACUUGUGAACUUUAACACAUUUCCAAUGGAAAUGUUUUAGUGCUGAUUGUUCAAUUUAAUGCCCUUUGCCUGACUUGUGUGGGUUGUAUUAAAACAGUGUGUGUUGCUGCUUAAAAAUAAAAGUUUAUUCAUAUAUUUUCUGA
Messenger RNA from Rhea pennata, 993 nucleotides. It is a transcript of the gene EIF1B, whose product is annotated as eukaryotic translation initiation factor 1B. The coding region runs from base 308 to 649 and encodes 113 amino acids. Gene Ontology annotation, cellular component: eukaryotic 43S preinitiation complex. Lineage: Eukaryota; Metazoa; Chordata; Aves; Rheiformes; Rheidae. Gene Ontology annotation, molecular function: translation initiation factor activity; RNA binding; ribosomal small subunit binding. The transcript has 4 exons. The record is from RefSeq and is a predicted model, not a curated record. Gene Ontology annotation, biological process: translational initiation.